CCUUAGUCAAGCUUUGCGGUCGGUUCAGUGUAGUCGCGUUUGCUCUCUGCUUACUGAGAACUGCAAGUUGCACGCAAAGUACAGCAAGAUCGUCUACUCUAUUUCCGUUUGACAGCUAACGGUUCGCAACGUGCCAUGUAUGUCGUGUGAACUGUUUCAAUUCGAGACGUUGAGGUGAAAAAAGUUUACAAAACAACGUGCGUGCAUGAGUGAACUUUAUCGUGCCCAGACUUGAAAUUCACUUAACUGCCGUGCAGCCAAAGUGUUUGUUUAACGUGUUACCAAAUAGUUGUCGGAAUCGUCACACCGUUAUAUCCGCAGUAGAUAGCCAAGUGAUUGUGUAACCGAGCGACUGUACGCGAAUUGCCUUGAAUCGCGACGUGUGAAGUGUUUUCCCCUGCUGCAAUCUGCAGCCGAUCCAGUUGCAACCGGUGAAAGCCUAUUAACACCUAACACCGGUAGUGUCGUAGGCGUGCACCGAACGGAAAAGCAGCGGCCAAACCAUGGCUGAAGCACAUUCAGCUGUUGCGUUCUCAUUCUCCAUCACUCACGAGGGAUGGCAUCUGAACUAUGACCGGGAGGUGCUGGAUCUGGUGUGGCAGUCCGGUGUCAGAUCGUGGAAGAAGCGGGUGGCGCGGUUUAGGACCGGAGUCCGCAACGGAGUGUACCCUGCACAUCUUCAGAGCCUAUGGUUAGUGAUAGCUGUCGCUAUUGCACUCCAUUUCACACAGCGACAGGUUCCGUUCAACUUAGUCAAUAAAUGUCUAGCGCUUUUACCGGGCGACACAGUGGGCUAUCAGGUGACGGCAUGCGGUCUAGCGGGGCUUUUCUUCUGGCUGUGCAUAUGUUACACAAUGCGAUACUCGUUGAAGCUGCUGCUGAUGUACAAAGGUUGGAUGUACGAAAAGAGGGCACCGGGUAGUAAGGUUUCCCUGCCGACGAGAGUGUGGGCACUUUUUGUCAAGGUAUUAGCAACGUGGAAUAAACCGGGAUUGUACAGCUUCCAGGGUUCCCUUCCCCGGUUGCCAUUACCGAGCGUGAAAGACACCAUGGCAAGGUAUCUGCGUUCCGUUAAACCUCUGCUGGACGACGAUAACUACACACGCAUGGAACGUCUCGCCAAUGAGUUUCAGAAUGGGAUUGCCACUAAACUGCAGCGCUAUUUGCUCUUGAAGAGUUGGUGGUCAACCAACUACGUCUCAGAUUGGUGGGAGGAGUACGUUUAUCUGCGUAGUCGUGGAGCUUUGAUGGUGAACAGCAAUUUUUACGGAAUGGAUGCUAUAUUUACGAAACCGACUACAGUUCGUAGCGCUCGCGCAGCUAAUGUUAUCAAUAUGCUGCUUCAGUUCAGAAGAAUUGUUGAACGACAAGAGCUGGAGCCUAUUCUGGUGCAAGGAUUGGUGCCACUGUGCUCUUGGCAAUACGAACGUAUCUUCAACACUGUGCGUGUUCCCGGAGUCGAAAGUGACAAAAUUGUCCACUACCAGGACUCCAAUCACAUUGUGGUGCUGUUUCGAGGUUGCUACUACAAGGUCGUUAUCUAUCACAACGGUCGCAUUUUACGCCCGUGCGAAAUUCAGAUUCAAAUCGAGGAGAUCUUACACAGCCAUGAUAAACCACAACCUGGGGAGGAACUGCUAGCCUCGCUGACGGCUGGCGAUCGUACCAAGUGGGCUAAAGUUCGCGAAUCGGUGUUUGCCAAGGGUGUCAACAAGACGUCGCUGCAUUUGAUCGAAAGUUCUGCAUUUGUGCUGUCGUUGGACGAGCAACCGUUCGAGUUCGAUAUGGCGCAUCCGGAGAAGUUGGAUCAGUUCGGAAGAAACCUGCUGCACGGAAACGGACAUGAUCGGUGGUUCGACAAGAGUUUCACCGUUUGCAUAGGAAGUAAUGCUAGGGUUGGAUUUAACGCCGAACAUACUUGGGCGGACGCAGCAGUGAUGUCACACAUCUGGGAAAUGUUGAUCAUGGAAGAAGCUCAGCCGCGGGCUGAUGCACCUGUGCUGGCACACGUGUGGGAGAACAUUGUUGCAGAGGAGCAGAUACAAAAACGAUAUGACGAAAACGGAAACACUCUCGGCAUUCCCGAGUUCGAACCACCGAAGCCGAAACGGCUUGCAUUCGAUCUGGACAACAGUGAAGCGCUAGACGCUAUUCAGGAAGCUCAUCUGGCCGCGCAGAAGUUACUAAACGAUGUCGAUCUGCGCAUCUUUGUUCAUGAUGCGUACGGUAAAGGUUUGAUGAAGAAGUGUCGUCUCUCGCCGGACGCUUUUCUACAGAUGGCUUUGCAACUGGCAUACUACCGUGAUGCCGGUAAGUUUUCGCUAACAUACGAAGCAUCGAUGACCCGCCUGUUCCGUGAGGGUCGUACCGAAACUGUCCGCCCCUGUACGAUAGAAUCGGCUGCCUGGGUUAAAGCCAUGGAAGAUCCAAGCUGUAGUGUUCAAGAACGAGUUAAACUGCUGAACGCGGCUUGCGAUCGUCAUCAGCUGGGCUACCAGGACGCAAUGUGUGGCAUGGGUAUCGAUCGACACCUGUUCUGUCUGUAUGUGGUUUCCAAAUAUCUGGAACUGGAUUCACCCUUCCUGAAAGAGGUACUCAGCGAACCGUGGCGGCUGUCCACUAGUCAAACACCGCACGGUCAAACGGCAAAGAUGGAUCUGAAAAAGCAUCCAGAUUGUAUCAGUGCUGGUGGCGGUUUCGGUCCAGUGGCCGACGAUGGUUAUGGUGUGUCAUACAUUGUGGCUGGUGAAGACCUCAUUUUCUUCCACAUUUCUUCGAAGAAAUCUUGCGGUUCAACGAGUUCGGAACGUUUCGCGCAGCAGAUCGCUCGAGCGCUGGCGGAUUUGAAGCACCUGUUUGAACAAUACAAAACCCAGCAGCAGAAGAACGUUACCAACGGAACGGCUAACUAGAAACGUUGGCCCUUCUCAGUUCUCGGAUAAGUGGAUGAUGUGCGAUGCUAGGCACUAGAACUGAAUCCACACAAACAACAUAUCCACCGUCUACGUGAAUAGUAGAUUACCCCAGAUGCCAGGCUGCAGGAACCAUUAUUAUGUAUCCGGCUAAUUUAUGCAAUUACAACUAUGUCUGUUCUUUUAUAGAUAGCUAUUACUUAUUUUAGGUACUGAACUGUAAAGUUAUAUAAUUUAGAUAGAUCUUUUACAUGUUAAGUUUCGAAGAUGAUGUUGAUAUUAGAAUUUAGUUCUUAUAGAAAAAGCUGAGCAAACAAUAAAUCAGUAAGCAAAAGGCACAUCCAUCUAAUACAACCCCCCAAUUAUUUAGUCUUUGGAUUUUGACCACGAAAGCAAUGAAAACCGAGAAACUUUAUUGUAAUUAGACUGUUGUAUUAUAUUAGUUCAAUAAAACAACUAAACAGAAGGCAAUCAUUUUCCUUUCAGGGGUACUUUUAGGGGUUCAUUUUUCGGCGAUAACCACAACCCGCUUUUGUUUUCGGUGAUUGAAAAGUUUUUUACUCGAUCUAGCUUAAAUUGAAUUAUUCUACUAUUAACGGCCGAAACUAAUUGAAUGAAAACUCAUACCAAAAAAAAAGAAGAAACUAGAGUCCGGUAUCCUCAGGGAAAAACGGUUUUACGAAAAAAAAAGCCAGCAACUUUUUUGGAAAUAUCGUGGUCACGUUCUGGAAAUUGGCGCAAGUAAGACAAACAAUCAAUGCAAUUUACCAAGAGAAAGCAAACUAUUGAUGGUAACUUAAAUGUAUAUGAUAUUUUAGUGAAAUGUAUAAGAUGUUCAGCAGAUUAUAUUUUGUCAAAAGCGAGUUAAUGAAAAUUAAACAGUGAGCACUCGGAUGUACGAAAUGUGAGGUUUGAAUCAAUAAAAUAUCAAUAAAAGGAAAACACUGUUAAUUGUAA
Topomyia yanbarensis is the source of this 3869-nucleotide messenger RNA. It is a transcript of the gene whd, whose product is annotated as carnitine O-palmitoyltransferase 1, liver isoform. Gene Ontology annotation, biological process: carnitine metabolic process; fatty acid metabolic process. Gene Ontology annotation, molecular function: carnitine O-palmitoyltransferase activity. NCBI's taxonomy places the organism in Eukaryota, Metazoa, Arthropoda, Insecta, Diptera, Culicidae. The transcript is spliced from 13 exons. The record is from RefSeq and is a predicted model, not a curated record. Gene Ontology annotation, cellular component: mitochondrion. The coding region runs from base 504 to 2912 and encodes 802 amino acids.